AUGGCUAAUGAGGUGACACUGUUAGACGCCUGGCCGAGCCAUUUUGGCAUGAGAGUGAGAAUAGCUUUGGCAGAAAAAGGGAUCAAGUAUGAGAACAUUGAGCAAGAUUUAGGGAACAAGAGUGCUCUACUUCUGCAAAUGAACCCAAUUUACAAAAAGGUUCCAGUUUUCGUUCACAACGGAAAACCAAUAUGUGAAUCCCUCAUUAUUGUUCAGUAUAUUGAUGAGGUGUGGAAGGACAAAUCUCCCUUGCUGCCCACUGAUCCUUACCAGAGAGCCCAAUCCAAAUUUUGGGCUGAUUUUUUUGAUAAGAAGGUAUUUGAUCAUAGUUUUAAGAUAUGGACAACAAAAGGAGAAGAGCAGGAAACAGCCAAAAAGGGUUUUAUAGAAUGCCUUAGGUUAUUGGAAGGAGAGCUAGGAAACAAGCCUUAUUUUGGAGGGGAGACCCUUGGGUACGUGGAUGUGGCAAUUGUCCCUUUCUAUUCCUGGUUUUAUUCCUAUGAAACCCUUGGAAACUUCAGCAUAGAGGCUAAUUGUCCGAAGAUUAUUGAAUGGGCUAAGAGAUGCAUGCAGAAAGAGAGUGUAGCCAAUUCUCUUCGUGACCCAGAAAAGAGAAAGAGAGAGGUGAUGGAGAAGAUGGACAUAGGAAAUUCUCCGAUGACAACGAUGGGGUCAAGAGAUGAGAAUGAAGAUCCGGAAAGAACCAUGCGCACGGCUGAGACUAUGCUCCGUUUGGUGCCAAUGGCUUUGUGUGUCUCAGCGCUUGUCGUCAUGCUUAAGAAUACUCAAACUAAUGACUUUGGCUCACUUUCUUAUUCAGAUGUUGGAGCUUUCAGGUAUUUGGUUCAUGCCAACGGCAUUUGUGCUGGUUAUUCCCUUCUUUCAGCUGUCAUUGUAGCCAUGCCUCGGCCUUCCACCAUGCCUCGAGCCUGGACCUUUUUCUUACUCGACCAGGUGUUAACCUAUGUAAUUCUGGCCGCCGGCACGGUGUCGACGGAGGUACUAUACUUGGCAAACAAGGGAGACAUAACCAUCACCUGGAGUGCAGCUUGUGGGUCAUUUGUUGUUAAGAGAGUUUCUUUAUCAAAACGGAGUCUUAGGAGGGCUAAAAGAUGGCAUUGUGUGUGUAAAUAUUCAGUUACUACCACUGAUUUCAUUGCUGAACAAGGCAAUGCUGUGUCACUUGAUUCUAGUAGUAGUACAAUUAGAGGAGGAAGUGAUGGUGAUGGUAAUGUUGGUGAUAGUGAGGUUGUACUUAAGCCUAGUCCAAAGCCUGUGUUAAAAUCUCCUGCUGAUUCUAAGGAUGAAACCCUUUUGAGUAUGAAUUCUGUUGGGUGGGGUUCUUCGAGGGGUAGUGGGGAUUCUGAUGAGGAAGAAGAUAGGCAUAAGGUGAUUGAGUCACUUGGUGAGGUUUUGGAGAAGGCUGAAAAGCUUGAAACUUCGAAACGAAGCAAAGUGGGUGGUAGUGCUAGUAGUAGUAGAAAGGAGAAUGGGAAUGUAAAUAAAAUGACUCCAUCUAAUACGGAUACUGAUUCAAAAAAUGUUAAUUCGACGGCUGCUACUCGUAAAACUAAAACUUUGAAAAGUGUGUGGCGGAAAGGAGAUUCUGUUGCUGCAGUGCAGAGGGUUGUCAAGGAAGUUCCAAAGAGUAAUACAGUUAUCAAAGAAGAACAUAAAACAGUAGAAGGGGCAAAGCCAGAAUCUCAAUCAAGUGUUCCAUUGAAACCUCCGCAGCAACCUCUAAGACCUCAACCGAAGUUACAGGUCAAGCCAUCUGUAGCUCCUCCAUCUAUGAUUAAGAAACCUGUUAUUUUGAAGGAUGUGGGGGCUGGUCCAAAGUCACCAAUAAAAGAUGGAACUGGCUCGGGUGCCGCACAAAGUAAAGGACAGCCAAUUUUGGUCGACAAAUUUGCACGCAAGAAACCGGUUGUUGAUCCUCUAAUUGCACAGUCUGUUUUAGCCCCUACUAAACCAGUAAAGGGCCCUGCUCCUGGAAAGUACAAAGAGCGAAAGAAAGGUGUUUCAUCUGGAAGCCAAAGAAGGCGGCAGUUGAACAAUGAUGAUGUUGAGAUUCCUGAUGAGGAGCUCAAUGUUUCUAUUCCUGGUGCAAAAGCAAUGGCGAGAAAAGGGAGGAAAUGGACUAAAGCCAGCAGGAAGGCAGCUAAACUCCAGGCUGCCAGAGAGGCAGCUCCUGUCAAAGUAGAGAUUUUAGAGGUUGGGGAAAAAGGCAUGUCAAUUGAAGAACUAGCCUACAACUUGACCAUCGGGGAAGGUGAAAUUCUUGGGUUUCUGUUCUCAAAGGGGAUUAAGCCUGAUGGGAUGCAAACUUUGGACAAAGACAUGGUAAAGAUGAUAUGUAAGGAGUAUGAGGUGGAGGCCAUAGAUGCUGAUCCAUUUAAAUUUGAAGAAAUGGCAAAAAAGAACAAGAUUUUUGAUGAAGAGGAUCUGGACAAACUACAAGAGAGGCCUCCUGUCCUUACUAUAAUGGGUCAUGUUGAUCAUGGCAAGGCAAGUAGCAACGUGGCUGCCUCAGAAGCUGGUGGGAUUACACAAGGAAUUGGAGCAUAUAAAGUUAUGGUACCUGUUGAUGGCAAGUUGCAACCAUGUGUUUUCCUUGAUACUCCUGGGCAUGAGGCAUUUGGAGCAAUGAGAGCCCGUGGAGCAAGGGUGACUGACAUUGCUAUUAUUGUGGUGGCUGCUGAUGAUGGGAUUCGUCCUCAGACAAAUGAGGCCAUAGCUCAUGCCAAAGCAGCUGGAGUACCCAUUGUAAUCGCAAUAAAUAAGAUAGAUAAAGAUGGAGCUAACCCAGAAAGAGUCAUGCAAGAGCUUUCUUCAAUUGGCCUCAUGCCAGAGGACUGGGGUGGUGACAUCCCAAUGGUUCAGAUCAGUGCUCUCAAGGGGGAAAAUAUAGAUGAUUUGUUGGAAACUGUUAUGCUUGUUGCAGAGUUACUGGAAUUGAAGGCUAAUCCAGAUAGAAAUGCAAAGGGUACAGUUAUUGAGGCUGGUCUUGAUAAAUCUAAAGGACCAGUAGCUACUUUUAUCGUACAGAAUGGCACACUGAAAAGAGGGGAUGUAGUGGUCUGUGGAGAAGCCUUUGGAAAGGUGCGGGCUUUAUUUGAUGAUGGUGGAAAACGGGUUGAUGAAGCUGGACCGUCAAUGCCUAUUCAGGUUAUUGGUUUGAGUAAUGUACCAAUUGCUGGUGAUGAAUUUGAGGUUGUUGCCUCCCUUGAUAUUGCACGCGAAAGGGCAAAGACACGUGCAGAAUCAUUAUGGAUUGAGCGUAUAUCGGCUAAGGCUGGGGAUGGGAAGGUGACCCUUUCAUCCUUAGCUUCAGCCGUUUCAGCAGGAAAGCUAUCUGGAUUAGACUUGCACCAGCUGAAUAUAAUAUUGAAAGUUGAUCUUCAGGGAUCUAUUGAAGCUGUCAGGCAAGCCUUACAAGUACUCCCUCGAGAUAAUGUGACUUUGAAGUUCCUCUUGCAAGCAACGGGAGAUGUAAGCAACAGUGAUGUUGAUCUUGCCGUUGCUAGUGAAGCUAUUAUUUUAGGAUUCAAUGUCAAAGUUCCAGGUGUUGAGAUUCGGCUGUAUAGAGUUAUCUAUGAACUCAUUGAUGAUGUGCGAAAUGCUAUGGAAGGACUUUUGGAGCCUAUUGAGGAACAAGAGCCAAUUGGCUCAGCAGAAGUCCGGGCAGUAUUUAGCAGCGGCAGUGGUCGUGUAGCUGGAUGCAUGGUGACUGAAGGCAAAGUAGUAAAAGGCUGUGGCAUUAGGGUUAUCCGAAAAAGAAAAAUAGUCCAUGUCGGUGUCCUUGAUUCUUUGAGACGUGUUAAGGAAAUAGUGAAGGAGGUAAAUGCCGGACUAGAGUGUGGUAUUGGGGCAGAAGAUUAUGAUGAUUGGGAAGAAGGCGAUAUUAUCGAGGCCUUCAACACAGUGGAGAAGAGGCGAACCCUUGAAGAGGCAUCAGCUUCCAUGGCAGCUGCAAUGGAAGGAAUGGGCUCAUAG
Dovyalis caffra is the source of this 3996-nucleotide messenger RNA. Lineage: Eukaryota; Viridiplantae; Streptophyta; Magnoliopsida; Malpighiales; Salicaceae. The record is from the annotation of a GenBank genome assembly.